CAGGGAGGGGUUCUUUACCCGGUCGGGCAGCUGAAGCUCGGCUCUCGGGUUACCCCUGCAGCGACGCCCCCUGGUCCCACCGAUACCACUGCUGCUCCCGCCCCUUCGCUCCUCGGCCGCGCAAUGGGCACCCGCGACGACGAGUACGACUAUCUCUUCAAAGUUGUCCUUAUUGGAGAUUCUGGUGUUGGAAAGAGUAAUCUCUUAUCUCGAUUUACUCGAAAUGAAUUUAAUCUCGAAAGUAAGAGCACCAUUGGAGUAGAGUUUGCAACCAGAAGCAUCCAGGUUGAUGGGAAAACAAUAAAGGCACAGAUAUGGGACACGGCAGGGCAGGAGCGAUACCGAGCUAUAACAUCAGCAUACUAUCGUGGAGCUGUAGGUGCCUUAUUGGUGUAUGACAUUGCUAAACAUCUCACAUAUGAAAAUGUAGAACGAUGGCUGAAAGAACUGAGAGAUCACGCUGAUAGUAACAUUGUUAUCAUGCUUGUGGGCAACAAGAGUGAUUUGCGUCAUCUCAGGGCAGUUCCUACAGAUGAAGCAAGAGCUUUUGCAGAAAAGAAUGGUUUGUCAUUCAUUGAGACUUCUGCUCUAGACUCUACAAAUGUAGAAGCUGCUUUUCAGACAAUUCUGACAGAGAUAUACCGCAUUGUUUCCCAGAAGCAAAUGUCAGACAGACGUGAAAAUGACAUGUCUCCAAGCAACAAUGUGGUUCCUAUUCAUGUUCCACCAACCACUGAAAACAAGCCAAAGGUGCAGUGCUGUCAGAACAUUUAAGGCGUUUCUCUUCUCCCCUAGAAGGCUGUGUAUAGUCCAUUUCCCAGGUCUGAGAUUUAAAUAUAUUUGUAAUUCUUGUGGUCACUUUGUGUUUUAUUACUUCCUCAUACUUAUGAAUUUUUCCAUGUCUUAAGUCUUUUGAUUUUAGCUUUAUAAAAUCAUCCACUUGCCCCGAAUGACUGCAGCUUUUUUUCAUGCUAUGGCUUCACUAGCCUUAGUUUAAUAAACUGAAUGUUUGGAUUCCUCAUUUACUGUUUACUUUUCAUCAUGGAAGCCUGUCACUGUAGGACAUACUAGAACUUGAUCACUUGAAGCUCAGACCUAUUGGUCUUGAUCAAAUCAAACUAAGAAGACUUUAGAAGAAAUAAGCUAUCAUUUUGCCACAGAGCAGCUUAUAAUGAGCAGCUAAUAAUUCAUACACUUUUCUCUCAAUGCAGUGUAUAUUUCCACAAAUCUAAGAAUUGCCCUAUAAACAUAGCAGGAUUUUGAGAGCUUGAAAAUUUUCCAUUAUUCUGGAAGUCAAUUUCUAAAAAUGCCUUAAUAAGGUUAAGUAGUUUAGUAAAUUUUGUCUUUUAAUUUUUGUAAGCGUCAAAGUUGAUUAGAGAGGGGGACACUUUUUUUCUGGAUAAGAAUUAUCUUAAUAAACAAAAGACUGUUUAUGGUUUCAGUAGCAGUGUGGUUAUGGAGCCAUAUGUUCAACAAUGCUGCCUGGCAGGCUGGGAACUUGAGAGACUGGUGGAAUUCCAUCUGAGAUGCCUCUGUUGCAAUGAUCAGGCAGCCCAAAUCAUUGAACUCCUCUAAUUUCCCAGCAGUAGAUAUGUGGCAUUUUAUUGCUCAGGCAAUAACUGGUUUAAUGCUGUUAGUAUCAAAUUGUGAAGUGUUAAUUUUGUCUUAAAACCUUCCAGUAAAUGAAAUGCAACCUAGUUUUAUCACCGUUAUCUAUCAGCAGGCAUGGAUAAUUAUUUUAACUAUGCUGAUUUUUGAGUUUUGCAGUAUAUUAUGGAAUACAGUCCAGUUAAAUAUCUGGUUUCAGUAUGUCUAAGGAAUAUAGUAAGAGGUUAAUUUCUGCUCAAGUGGUACCACUUAAAGGCAUGUAUUUUAGUAUGUAGUACCUUGAGUUUAAAUAGAAUGCAUUUAGGCAUUAUACAAACCUGAACUACUUUUUCCCCCACUACAUUAUUGAAAUCAGUGGAGCAACUAGUUUCCCAUUUAGAAAUGUGCACACUAAUACUGAGUUUUACUUUAUUGUGGAUAAUAUUAAGCACUUACUCUGCAGUGUUCUGAAAGUUGUGUCAACUGAAUUGAUACUAUUCAGGAUGGUGGAAUAUCCCCCCAGUACAAAAAUAUAUGUGUUUGGGCUUGCAUAGAUUACUAUGUUUCUUAGUUAAUCUGUCUUUUGCGGUGCUCAUGACGUGUGGGGCACAUGUCGUGUGGGGCACACGGAAGGCAUUGCUGUGGUCAGUCUUUCGGUUUUCUUCUGUAGCCAUUUAUUAGAGUGUUGGUUGGUUAUGAAGAUACUAUUAUCUAUUUGUAAAUUGCUACUUUGUAUUUUAUGCAUGCUCUGUAACUUGAUUUAUUUUUAUUUUUAUUUUAUUUUUUAGUUAUUGAUUUGGAAUAUAUUCACAUUCUAAUAAACAGUUAUAGGGGGA
Callorhinus ursinus (northern fur seal) is the source of this 2423-nucleotide messenger RNA. RefSeq names its product RAB11A, member RAS oncogene family (gene RAB11A). The record is from RefSeq and is a predicted model, not a curated record. NCBI's taxonomy places the organism in Eukaryota, Metazoa, Chordata, Mammalia, Carnivora, Otariidae. Gene Ontology annotation, molecular function: GTP binding; GTPase activity.